Messenger RNA from Tuber melanosporum (Perigord truffle), 1653 nucleotides. RefSeq lists its product as uncharacterized. Gene Ontology annotation, cellular component: 90S preribosome; nucleolus; small-subunit processome. The transcript is spliced from 4 exons. Gene Ontology annotation, molecular function: protein binding. Bases 1 to 1653 code for a protein of 550 amino acids. NCBI's taxonomy places the organism in Eukaryota, Fungi, Ascomycota, Pezizomycetes, Pezizales, Tuberaceae. The record is from RefSeq and is a predicted model, not a curated record. Gene Ontology annotation, biological process: maturation of SSU-rRNA from tricistronic rRNA transcript (SSU-rRNA, 5.8S rRNA, LSU-rRNA).
AUGUCCGCAGUCAAUUCCCCCGAAUCUUCGGCUCUCACACGAACAAAACGUCCCAGAAAAAAUUCUUCCACUACUAAAAAGGACUCCUCGAAAGCACUAGAACCCAGGUCCCGGGAGGAGGAAAAGACCGCGCUGAAGCAGUAUGGCCGUGGCGAAAGCAUACCCGUUCGCUCAGUGCGGGACAGGAAAUUACGAGCCAAUCUCAAGAAGAUUGAACACAGAUACAAGGAUGCUGCGCUGAAGGCCAAAGAUGCGGAGUUGCUGCUUGGGGAGGAGCGGGGAUAUGUUGAGGCGGAGGGGAUGGAGAGGACAUAUAAAUUUAAGCAAGCGGAUCUACGGAAGGCGGUGGAUGUUGCGACUGCUCAGAAGGGAUUCGAAUUGAAGCUACCUACGUUCGGCCCGUACUUUAUGGACUACACUCGCAAUGGGCGAUAUCUGCUCCUCGGUGGGACAAAGGGUCAUGUCGCAUCAUUCGACUGGCGGGAAGGAAAGCUGGGUUCGGAAAUGCAAUUGAAAGAAACCGUUCGAGAUGUCAAAUGGCUUCACAACGAGCUCUUCUUCGCAGCAGCCCAAAAAAGGUACACAUACAUCUACGACUCUCAAGGUGUCGAAAUCCACUGCUUGAAAAACCACAUUGAAGUAACCAACAUGGAAUUCCUACCUUACCACUUUCUCCUCGCAACAAUCGGCAAUGCCGGCUGGCUAAAAUACCAAGACACCUCCACAGGAAACCUCAUCAGUGAACACAGAACCCGCCUCGGCAGCCCCACCUCCAUGACACAAAAUCGGCGCAACGCCAUAAUCCAUGUCGGUCACGCAAACGGCAGUGUAACCCUCUGGUCCCCAAACAUGAGCACACCACUAGUGAAAAUGCUCACCCAUCGCGGUCCCGUGCGCGCGAUAGCCAUCGACAGAGGGGGGCAGUACAUGGCAACAGCAGGCGCAGACUCUCGGAUGAACAUCUUCGACAUCCGCACCUUCCGUGAAGUCCACUCCUACUACACCCCGACGCCUGCCUCCACCCUACACAUUUCCGACACGGGCCUACUCAGUGUCGGCUGGGGCCCCCACGUAACGAUAUGGAAAGACGCCCUCAGGACAAAACAAACAAGCCCCUACCUCUCCCACCUACAAGAAGCCUCGCACAUCUCCCGCGUGCGAUUCUGCCCAUAUGACGACAUCCUAGGCGUCGGCCAUCAGAACGGCUUCUCAAACCUCAUCAUCCCCGGUGCCGGCGAACCGAACUUCGACGCGCUCGAAUCGAACCCCUACGAAACCAUCAAGCAACGCAGGGAAAGUGAAGUCUCUGCCCUACUCAACAAACUACAGCCCGAAAUGAUAUCCCUGGAUCCGGACUUUAUCGGGCGCAUCGACAAGGGCAGCAAAGAACUGCGCGAGAAGGAAGCCGCGGAAGAGCAACGGAAGCUAACCGGGAAGCCGAACGUCCUAGUCAAGAAUAAGAUGCGAGGGAAGAAUUCCGCCCUCGGGAAGUACCUUCGCAAGAAGAGUGGGAAGAACGUUAUUGACGAGCGAAGGUUAAAGCUGGAAGAGCUUAAGAAGGAGAGGGCACUCAGGAAUAAGGGGCUGCCGGCUAGCGCGCAGGAGGAGUUUGGACCCGCGUUGGCAAGGUUCGGGAGGAGGCCGGGGAGGUGA